AUGGCGGCGACGGGCGUCGGCGCCGGGUGCCUCGCCCCCAGCGUCCGCCUGCGCGCCGAUCCGGCGACGGCGGCCCGAGCGUCCGCCUGCGUCGUCCGCGCGCGGCUCCGGCGCGUCGCGCGGGGCCGCUACGUCGCCGAGCUCAGCAGGGAGGGCCCCGCGGCGCGCCCCGCGCAGCAGCAGCAGCUGGCCCCGCCGCUCGUGCCAGGCUUCCUCGCGCCGCCGCCGCCCGCGCCCGCCCAGUCGCCGGCCCCGACGCAGCCGCCCCUGCCGGACGCCGGCGUGGGGGAACUCGCGCCCGACCUCCUGCUCGAAGGGAUUGCUGAGGAUUCCAUUGACAGCAUAAUUGUGGCUGCAAGUGAGCAGGAUUCUGAGAUCAUGGAUGCCAAGGAUCAACCUCAAGCUAAAGUUACUCGCAGCAUCGUGUUUGUGACUGGGGAAGCUGCUCCUUAUGCAAAGUCAGGGGGGUUGGGAGAUGUUUGUGGUUCGUUACCAAUUGCUCUUGCUGCUCGUGGUCACCGAGUGAUGGUUGUAAUGCCAAGAUACUUAAAUGGGUCCUCUGAUAAAAACUAUGCAAAGGCAUUAUACACUGCGAAGCACAUUAAGAUUCCAUGCUUUGGGGGAUCACAUGAAGUGACCUUUUUUCAUGAGUAUAGAGACAACGUCGAUUGGGUGUUUGUCGAUCAUCCGUCAUAUCACAGACCAGGAAGUUUAUAUGGAGAUAAUUUUGGUGCUUUUGGUGAUAAUCAGUUCAGAUACACACUCCUUUGCUAUGCUGCAUGCGAGGCCCCACUAAUCCUUGAAUUGGGAGGAUAUAUUUAUGGACAGAAUUGCAUGUUUGUUGUGAACGAUUGGCAUGCCAGCCUUGUGCCAGUCCUUCUUGCUGCAAAAUAUAGACCAUACGGUGUUUACAGAGAUUCCCGCAGCACCCUUGUUAUACAUAAUUUAGCACAUCAGGGUGUGGAGCCUGCAAGUACAUAUCCUGAUCUGGGAUUGCCUCCUGAAUGGUAUGGAGCUUUAGAAUGGGUAUUUCCAGAAUGGGCAAGGAGGCAUGCCCUUGACAAGGGUGAGGCAGUUAACUUUUUGAAAGGAGCAGUUGUGACAGCAGAUCGGAUUGUGACCGUCAGUCAGGGUUAUUCAUGGGAGGUCACAACUGCUGAAGGUGGACAGGGCCUCAAUGAGCUCUUAAGCUCCCGAAAAAGUGUAUUGAAUGGAAUUGUAAAUGGAAUUGACAUUAAUGAUUGGAACCCCACCACAGACAAGUGUCUCCCUCAUCAUUAUUCUGUCGAUGACCUCUCUGGAAAGGCCAAAUGUAAAGCUGAAUUGCAGAAGGAGUUGGGUUUACCUGUAAGGGAGGAUGUUCCUCUGAUUGGCUUUAUUGGAAGACUGGAUUACCAGAAAGGCAUUGAUCUCAUUAAAAUGGCCAUUCCAGAGCUCAUGAGGGAGGACGUGCAAUUUUGGUAUCUUUUUACCCUUUUACAGGUCAUGCUUGGAUCUGGGGAUCCAAUUUUUGAAGGCUGGAUGAGAUCUACCGAGUCGAGUUACAAGGAUAAAUUCCGUGGAUGGGUUGGAUUUAGUGUUCCAGUUUCCCACAGAAUAACUGCAGGUUGCGAUAUAUUGUUAAUGCCAUCGAGAUUUGAACCUUGCGGUCUUAAUCAGCUAUAUGCUAUGCAAUAUGGUACAGUUCCUGUAGUUCAUGGAACUGGGGGCCUCCGAGACACAGUCGAGACCUUCAACCCUUUUGGUGCAAAAGGAGAGGAGGGUACAGGGUGGGCGUUCUCACCGCUAACCGUGGACAAGAUGUUGUGGGCAUUGCGAACCGCGAUGUCGACAUUCAGGGAGCACAAGCCGUCCUGGGAGGGGCUCAUGAAGCGAGGCAUGACGAAAGACCAUACGUGGGACCAUGCCGCCGAGCAGUACGAGCAGAUCUUCGAGUGGGCCUUCGUGGACCAACCCUACGUCAUGUAG
Triticum turgidum subsp. durum (durum wheat) is the source of this 1968-nucleotide messenger RNA. Lineage: Eukaryota; Viridiplantae; Streptophyta; Magnoliopsida; Poales; Poaceae. The record is from the annotation of a GenBank genome assembly.